This is a messenger RNA of Pochonia chlamydosporia 170, 891 nucleotides long. Its product is annotated as serine/threonine protein kinase. The transcript has 4 exons. Bases 1 to 891 code for a protein of 296 amino acids. Lineage: Eukaryota; Fungi; Ascomycota; Sordariomycetes; Hypocreales; Clavicipitaceae. The record is from RefSeq and is a predicted model, not a curated record.
AUGAAUAAACGUCGGUGCACACAACUCGGCGAAGGUUAUGUGGGAGAAAACUCUACAGAUUCAGUGUCUGCGGGAAAGCCAGCACCGAGCCCCACCUACGGCCAGCCACGGACCGCUGGACCUGAGCCCGGGAGACACAGUAACGGCAACCUUGUGGCAGUUCGGGAUCGGAUGGGAAAGGGUGCCAGUCAGACUUGGCGCAACUCUAAAGAAAUCUACUACCUUUCGGACAGAGAGCUAACAUUGGCGGUUUCUAACGGCCGCCGUGCCCAUUUGCGAAAGCUGGAUUUGACAGCGGAAGCUUUGGCUCGGUUUGCCAUCGGUCGCGAUUCUAACGCUGAACCCAGGAUUGUUGAGGUCGUGGGCGUUUUCGAUGUUUCGAGUCUUCACUAUAUUUUCCUGGAGGAAAUGCAAAUUAACCUCAACCAUGUCGUGCAGUGUGCUAUUUAUCCGACAAACUCCGAAAUGGUCGCCAUCCUGGUACAAAUUUUAGACGGCUUAGUGUUUCUUGCGAAGCACAAUUUAGGGCAUGGGCGGCUGGACUGCCAUACGAUCUUUGCAAACCUUCAAGGUCAUGUUAAACUUGCAAAUCAAGAAUACUUUCAAGAAAUGACACCUGAGAUUGGCGUGUUAAACGCAAGGGCUAUGCACAAAAUCACACUAAGGCUAAUGUAUAAAGAUGAUCCGAAAAUCGAAAAUCAACGUCAAUGGCAAAGUUUCCACAAUUUUGUUGACAUGGCCGCAUCAUCCGACUCUGCAGUCAAACUCCGCGAGGAGGGUGUUUUAAGCUCUUGCUGGACAAAAGAGUCACUUGUGGGGCUUUUUGCUUUGGCUGAGGUGAAUAGUACGCGGCGUUACAAGGUUGUUUCAGAGGAACCCGGAAAGAGCUAG